CUUGUGUUUCACUUGACACGUGAGGGCAAUAUCAUUAACUUGUGACUCCAGUUUGAAACGACUCUUGCACCAGAAUCGACCUCAAUCUACUGUCCAUUCCCUUGGCAGCCACAUCCAUUGAGCAUCGCUCCAUUGACUCUUGACCACGUCUCCCCCUCCCACAAAGUCGCCCGCAUUUGUGGAGGACAGGUCCGGUUGGCACAGGCUGAUCUGGCCCUGACUUGAAUGACAUUCCAAGCCUUCAGCAGGCGGGAUCAGGAGCUGUGACGGCUGUUAUCAACCGGCAUUUGAGAGUCUAGAUGGGUCGAUUUCAAUGGAUUCAAGGUCAUCCGAAGCAAGGCAGUGACAGACUGCAUGCUGUUGCCCAUGACUGGUUUUCGAAGGACAACGCCGAACCAUCGAGACAAGCCUUGGUUGAGACGAUGAAAGAACAUGCUAGUGGGACGGGCGACAUGUCCCCAAGUCGCCACGGGCGGUCGCGAACUAAUACGACUACAUCGUCAGUCUCCUCCUUCACUCGGUCGCUGUCGAAUGGCUCGAACGACGUCACGUCAAGACCUUCAUCUGGGCAGAGCUCGGCCGAUAUCAACCUGCGGCUCCCAGAACGUCACGAAGGCCAUGCUAAAAGCCUGAUCUCUAGAGGCACUCGCAUAUUGAAGCGACAAGGCAGCAAGCUGUCACUCAUGCCUUCACAGAUGGAAGAGCCGUCAUCUGGACGUGUCACGGAAAAGCCCGGCGGAGGCUCUCCGAUUAGGUCAAUGCGCAGUCCGGUCAACACAAGUUCAAAACGUACUGGAUUGAAACAAAGCAUCUCCGGGCCAUUCGCGUUCCAACAUCUGUCCCAUGGAGAUCAAGCUCAAUUCCCAAAAGAAAAGGCCACAAAGUCCGAGCCGACCUCGGAGUACAAUUCUGUCCAAGCAGUUCAGCAGCCCCAGGAUCAUGUCCGCAGGCUUUCAAGCGAGGAUCUACCUUCUGCGACCCGGCCAUCAAACCUCGCAGAACCAGAUGAGCCUACAUCUCCUAUUACCGACACAACACAAUAUCUUCCUAUCACACCUCCCCGCCCUGAUCCUCCGCCAAAGGAUAGCACGCUAUCGCCUUACAGUCCUUCGGAUUUCCGUCUUUCACGGUCCAUGGAGAACUUCUCUCGACCCAAAAGGCUAUCCUUCACUUCCAGCGAGGUGUCUCCUGCGUCUCGUUCAUCGGAAAGGCUGUCAGCCUUGAGCCCCAUCAAUCGAAACAGUGUCCGCAGGAAGCCACUUCCUAUCGUGAAGGACAUCGUCCAUGCUGUGUCUACCAGAGACGACAUUGCCCUCCCACUUCGCACCGCUCCACUGCCCUCGCCACCAUCGAGGGUGAUGGAGGUUGUUGACGAGGAAGGUAAGCUUGAGAGUUGUGGCAUCUCGCCGCACAAGAUUCUCUCUGCUAGGCCAUCCUGCAACGAUCUGCACACGGCGUCUUCUCUGAGGGAGCGCAAACGACGGAGCCAGUCAUCGGGUGAGCUUCAUACCGAUGCAUACCACCAACUUAUCUCCACCAUGACAAUUGUGGAAGCGUCUUUAGACGAGCCGGUUGCCAACCGAACCCAGCUUGCAUCAUCGCCAAGAAAUUCAGUAGAGGUCAAGUUACCUCAGAUGCCAGAUUGGGAAGACGCUAUCGACGAUGCUUGGGACAAUGCUGCUGAUAGUGAGGACUCUGAACGCACAAACGGCACAAAUGCAACAUUUGGAAAAAACUAUCUGUUCGUGGAGCAAGUCGUUGCGGAAGAGGGCUCUUCAUCUGCUUCUACUCCUCUAAUGAUGCAACUUCCCAGGUUGGCAUACCAACCUGAACGGGAAGAACAGACAAGAGCACCAAAGCUCACACCUGCUCCAGAGCCCUCGUCUCCAUUGCUAGGACUUGGGAUUGGAACUCUGCAGUCUAUUCCUGAUGUUUCCCUUGCUGAAACAGAAUGUUUGCCAGUCCAUGAACAUGAUCACCGAUUAGCUUCUUCGGAUUCAUUCCGAUCUCAACUCAGGCGGAGUCCAGCGUCAUGUAUCAGCAAGUCAAGCUCCCAAGAGAGCAUCAUUCUUUCCAUUGCAUCGUCCAUCAUUGGAACACAGCGUUCAUCAAACUCGAGCACCGCCUUUUCGGACUUUGCUCGGUUUGCUAGCUUCGGAGAUUCUGUCGACAAUCUCAAGCUCGAUCUUCAAGACCCUACAACUCCGGUCGAAAGCCACGGACGGGAGAAGGGCAGCCAAGAAACAAUCCGUGAGGAGUGUCAGUCGACGUUUGAUGUUGGAAUCGGGGCUUUGCAGAGUCCGAUUACUCCUUCAAUACCAUCCCCAGGACUUCGGCACGACCGUGGUGCUUCGGCGCCUCACAUUUGGGUCCCUGAGAGGAAGUCAUCAUUGCCUGGAGACAUGUCGAAGACACAGAGUGGACGCAGGCGUGCAGGCACGACCAACUCUCGCCCUCGCAAAAACACCCGCGUCUCAUACUCUUUGUUCCCAGCCCCAUCACCCAACUAAGUGCCUUCGCCCGACAUCACAUACUAUCGUAUUUCGGGCUACAGCAUGGGACUUUUGGCACUACUACCUUUCAUAUUUUAUCAUCACGAUUUUACGACUUGGGGGAGUUUUUGCAAAAUUAUGUAUCACGAUUCGAUAAUGAAUCCGCCAAAGACGAAUUUACUUUGGAGGAUCG
Molecule: messenger RNA, 2685 nt
Organism: Exophiala viscosa
Lineage: Eukaryota; Fungi; Ascomycota; Eurotiomycetes; Chaetothyriales; Herpotrichiellaceae
Exons: 2
Coding region: 300-2510 (736 amino acids)
Source: RefSeq, a predicted model, not a curated record